ACAAUUGGCGCAGGACAAGUUACAAAACCAAAACAAGCAACGGCAAUUGUUUAAAAACUGCAAAGUUACUCCCAUUUAAAUACCGGAAAAUGUUAUUUCGCAAGGCUCGCCGACACUUUCUGCCGUUCUACAUGUUCAAUGGAUUCUUGUGACAGCGCAACGAACGAUAUCAGCGUUUGCGUUACAAUAGCUCAAAUAUUGGUCAUCCGAGGCAUGAGCUUACACACAACAGCCUGUUGGACAACUAUGCGAACAGCAAUGUGAUAAUAAACAUUGACAACUGCGCGCUCUACAGCACCAAUGUAAGAAUUUAAAUCUCAAAACCCAUUUCGAAUACUAACGAUCUUAUUUUCUUUUCGCUGAUCUGGCAACGCCAAGCGGCCAGCUGAUCGAAAGUCGAUAACCGACGGCUCGCACGAUCGACAGCGACGUCGCCGCCAGCGGUUUUUAGUCAUUUUUCGGUUUUUCUGCGCAACGGUCGCUUUCGGUUUGGCAAUCGCCUGCGUCAUCUACACGCUCCACACAAUGGGCUGGAUUUUUGCUGUGCUCGUCGCACUGGUGGCUCUGCUACUGACGAAACCCGGCUGGCGCUGGUUCUACAUAGCGGGUGCGACCGCUAGUCGCGAUCUAACAGCUCUCUGGGCCUAUAUCAAGCUGCUGAGGUACACGAAGCGCCAUGAGCGGCUCAACUACACGGUGGCGGACGUCUUCGAACGAAAUGUUCAGGCCCAUCCGGACAAGGUGGCUGUGGUCAGUGAGACGCAACGCUGGACCUUCCGUCAGGUGAACGAGCAUGCGAACAAGGUGGCCAAUGUGCUGCAGGCUCAGGGCUACAAAAAGGGCGAUGUGGUGGCCCUGUUGCUGGAGAACCGCGCCGAGUACGUGGCCACCUGGCUGGGUCUCUCCAAGAUCGGUGUGAUCACACCGCUGAUCAACACGAAUCUGCGCGGUCCCUCCCUGCUGCACAGCAUCACGGUGGCCCAUUGCUCGGCUCUCAUUUACGGCGAGGACUUCCUGGAAGCUGUCACCGACGUGGCCAAGGAUCUGCCAGCGAACCUCACACUCUUCCAGUUCAACAACGAGAACAACAACAGCGAGACGGAAAAGAACAUACCGCAGGCCAAGAAUCUGAACGCGCUGCUGACCACGGCCAGCUAUGAGAAGCCUAACAAGACGCAGGUUAACCACCACGACAAGCUGGUCUACAUCUACACCUCCGGCACCACAGGAUUGCCAAAGGCUGCGGUUAUCUCUCACUCCCGUUAUCUGUUUAUCGCUGCUGGCAUCCACUACACCAUGGGUUUCCAGGAGGAGGACAUCUUCUACACGCCCUUGCCUUUGUACCACACCGCUGGUGGCAUUAUGUGCAUGGGUCAGUCGGUGCUCUUUGGCUCCACGGUCUCCAUUCGCAAGAAGUUCUCGGCAUCCAACUAUUUCGCCGACUGCGCCAAGUAUAAUGCAACUAUUGGUCAGUAUAUCGGUGAGAUGGCUCGCUACAUUCUAGCUACGAAACCCUCGGAAUACGACCAGAAACACCGAGUGCGUCUGGUCUUUGGAAACGGACUGCGACCGCAGAUUUGGCCACAGUUUGUGCAGCGCUUCAACAUUGCCAAGGUUGGCGAGUUCUACGGCGCCACCGAGGGUAAUGCGAACAUCAUGAAUCAUGACAACACGGUGGGCGCCAUCGGCUUUGUGUCGCGCAUCCUGCCCAAGAUCUACCCAAUCUCGAUCAUUCGCGCCGAUCCGGACACCGGAGAGCCCAUUAGAGAUAGGAAUGGCCUAUGCCAACUGUGCGCUCCCAACGAGCCAGGCGUAUUCAUCGGCAAGAUCGUCAAAGGAAAUCCUUCUCGCGAAUUCCUCGGAUACGUCGAUGAAAAGGCCUCCGCGAAGAAGAUUGUUAAGGAUGUGUUCAAGCAUGGCGAUAUGGCUUUCAUCUCCGGAGAUCUGCUGGUUGCCGACGAGAAGGGUUAUCUGUACUUCAAGGAUCGCACCGGUGACACCUUCCGCUGGAAGGGCGAGAAUGUUUCCACCAGCGAGGUGGAGGCGCAAGUCAGCAAUGUGGCCGGUUACAAGGAUACCGUCGUUUACGGCGUAACCAUUCCGCACACCGAGGGAAGGGCCGGCAUGGCCGCCAUCUAUGAUCCGGAGCGAGAAUUGGACCUCGACGUCUUCGCCGCUAGCUUGGCCAAGGUGCUGCCCGCGUACGCUCGUCCCCAGAUCAUUCGAUUGCUCACCAAGGUGGACCUGACUGGAACCUUUAAGCUGCGCAAGGUAGACCUGCAGAAGGAGGGCUACGAUCCGAACGCGAUCAAGGACGCGCUGUACUACCAGACUUCCAAGGGUCGGUACGAGCUGCUCACGCCCCAGGUUUACGACCAGGUGCAGCGCAACGAAAUCCGCUUCUAAGAGCUGCAAUAGAGUUGUGUCUGAACCUUGCCUUUUGCCCAAUAUGCUGUUAAUUAGUUUGUAAGGCUAAGUGUAGUAGAGGAAAAUCGGGGGAAAUCGGCAGCAAAGAUCAUUCAGCCUAGGAGAGAUGCAUCCGAAGCACAUUUCCAUGUCAACAAUGCACUUUUGUAUAUCGUAAGCAUAUAUAUAUCGUAUAUCGUAAACGUAGUUGUAUCUGCAUUUGUGUAGAUGAUAGCCUCCUAUACGCAUUUCAAUUGUUUUUAGCGUGCUAAAGAACCUUGUUAAAUGCAAUUUCAGCUAUUGUUUAGUCAGUUUUAGUGGCAUUUACACUUCCAUUCUCGUUGCGUUUCGUUUUUGCCUGUACAUAUGAGAAGCUCUGAUGUUUUUGUAUCAAAUAAAGUUUAUUCCUUCACCACGGACCACGUAUUUAAAUUCGCAGUCUAUCGUGCGGCAGAAUGACACCAUUCCACCUGCAUACAAAUGAUUAUGUGCGAUUCGCUCCUCGACUCUCCGAUCUAUAGAAAUGCAUAGAGAUAUACUUACACUCAUACCCAUGCUGUGAGUAUUCAAUUAACCAAACUUGAACCUUGUCGACGUUCAAGUGCAUGAAAUUAACGAGAAUUUUUAAUAGCAUUAUAUAAUAAUCUGUGAAUCAGCUAACGACAAUAACGUUUAAUAGAAGAUGCGCCCUUAAUUUAAUUAUGGUUCUACUCCGCUUUCUGUGAUUUUUGAAAAGUUGAGAAUAUAACUACUCACUGCUUGCUUACUCUUUCAUUAUCGCACUAUUAGAGAUACCCAUUUAAUGGACAGCAAUUAAGGGGUAAUUAUAUUCUAGCAGUUAGCUUGUUUAAGCCAGUGCUAGUAUUGGUAGCAUCAUUCAAUCAGAAAACGUUUCAAAUCUUUUUGAUAUUUUAGAAGAAUAAUGUAACACAAUGAGUCUUUCUUUCAAAGAAAAACCAAAUAAAGUACUUACACAUCCACUUUUAAGAGAACUU
This is a messenger RNA of Drosophila melanogaster (fruit fly), 3401 nucleotides long. RefSeq names its product fatty acid transport protein 1 (gene Fatp1). Gene Ontology annotation, cellular component: plasma membrane. The coding region runs from base 526 to 2406 and encodes 626 amino acids. The transcript is spliced from 5 exons. Gene Ontology annotation, biological process: long-chain fatty acid metabolic process. The record is from RefSeq and is marked reviewed. Gene Ontology annotation, molecular function: very long-chain fatty acid-CoA ligase activity; long-chain fatty acid-CoA ligase activity. Lineage: Eukaryota; Metazoa; Arthropoda; Insecta; Diptera; Drosophilidae.